This is a messenger RNA of Anneissia japonica, 2744 nucleotides long. Its product is annotated as tyrosine-protein kinase receptor Tie-2-like. Gene Ontology annotation, molecular function: protein binding. The record is from RefSeq and is a predicted model, not a curated record. The coding region runs from base 1 to 2712 and encodes 903 amino acids. The transcript is spliced from 17 exons. NCBI's taxonomy places the organism in Eukaryota, Metazoa, Echinodermata, Crinoidea, Comatulida, Comatulidae.
AUGGCCAUGAAGACAGAUUCAGCUGAUUCGUUAGUUAUUGCUUCUGCCUCUGUCCACUUCGAAAAUAGAUGGCGCUACCAAGUCUACCCGAGCAACCCUGAUACGACGGCUCUUUAUACGUUUGGAAGAGAAUUCAAGAUAGAUUCAUCAGACACUUUGGUAGCCUAUGAUAGGGCGCACGCCUAUCCUGAUUACAACGGACUGGUUCGAGUCGUAGAUUUACCUCUGAGUGAUAACCAGCCGUUUGGCGUGUAUUACGUUAACGCAACCAUAGGGAACAGAACAUCGAAGAUAACCACAGCAGUGAUAGAUGAACAUGCCACAAUACUACCAAUAAACGCCACCGUUAGUGUCACUGUAAGCGUCGGAGAACGGUUGGCAAUUGGCUUUGCUGGGCUAGACACAACUAAGAAUAUUGUAUGGAGAAAAAAUGGCAAUAUUUUGAGACUACCAUCAAACAGUAACAUCUUGAGGUUUAACCAGGUAACUGUAGAUAACGCAGGAAUAUACGAAGCGUGUCCAAGUGGACAAAGAUUACUGAGGCUCCACUCUUUCAUCAAAGUAAUUGUUAGAGGCUGUCCGUCUAACAAAUGGGGACCACCGACUUGUUUGGGAAUAUGCGAUAAUUGCUACAAUGGUGGUGUGUGUGAAGUGGAAACAGGAAGUUGUAUUUGUCCCGCUGGUUUCAUGGGAAGCAAUUGCCUCACAGCGUGUGGGGGUAACAGAUUCGGAUGGGGUUGUGAACGAAGAUGUGCAUGGAGUGAGACCGAUCCCAAAGAUGCUUGUAUCGGAGAUAUAUUUUGUCUCCCGGAACCAGCUGGAUGUCGGUGUGCUGCCGGUUUUACAGGAUUGCAAUGCAUUUCCGGAUGUCCUGAUGGAAAAUACGGUGCAGGCUGCAAGCAAGUCUGCCGCUGUAAAUCGAAAUCAUGUAAUCGGUUCACUGGCGCAUGCUCAAAGUGUAUGACAUCAUGGAAUGGGGAAUCCUGUCAGAUUCCUGAUGUGUGUCCUGAUGGUUACUAUGGAGAUAAUUGCAUUUAUAAAUGUCAUUGUAAGGAUGACACAGGCUGUCACAAGAAUACUGGGUUUUGUGCAAAUGGUCAAUGUGCAGUUGGAUACACGCUUUCAACUGCCAACAUCUGUGAACCUUGCCUAGACAAUUCAUUCGGAGAUGGCUGUAGUAAGACAUGUAACUGUGCAUCGAGUUCUUGCCAUCACGAAAGAGGCUGUUCUGGUAGCUGUUUUGAUUACUGGUUGAAGCCAUCGUGUACUGUAGGAAUUGUGGCUACAGCAUAUGACAAAUGCAACCCAGGUGAACAUACAAACAUUACCUGUGCAGUAUCUGGUAAUUUAAGUGGAGUCGAAAUCCGUUUACAAAUCAAAAGCAAUCAUUCACCCACAAUCAAACCAGUAAGAGUGGAAAAUCUUGAGGGCUUCUCAUUGGCCAGAUUUAGUGCCGAAGCAGAUGUUUCAAGGGAAUACCUUUGUCAGAUUCAACAUGGUUUGUACUGGGCUAUUCGCGCUAUAAAUCUCGACGUUUACGAUCUACCUGUCUAUAAUGGCAAACCAUCUGUCUUGAAUUCAACACACUCUUCGGUGACGUUUGAAUGGCGGCCGUGGAGCAUUAAUAAAGGAGACACGGGUGAAGGUCCUGUUAUUGAUUACGUCGUCUUCUAUAAACGGUCACGCGAUCAAGAAUGGAACUCUCUCCCCAGUACAUCUGGAAUGACAACAGCGGAAGUGAAGCAAUUAGAAGAAAUUACUGAAUACGAAUUUGCUCUUGCAGCCGUCAGACCCGGCAUCGGAGGUCGCGGAAAAAUGAGCUUUGUUUCGACGUCUACCACUAGUUGUUCACCUCCUGUAAUACCGUUCAGUACACUCACAAUUUAUGGGGACUCAUCGAGGCAACUUACGGUUAAUUUGUCGGCUCCUCAGGUCGCUAUGACUUGCCCGAUCACGGUCUUCAAAAUUUAUUACUCUGAAGUUGGUUUCGAAGCAAAUGAAACGCAGAUUGUCGUCAGCGCCUCUGCCAGAGAGUACGUCAUCAGGAAUCUGAAAACUUUUACUGCUUACAACGUGGAAAUAACGUCAAGAAACCAAGAUUACGAAAGCCACCGGUCUUCAACUACGGUCUAUACGGCUGAAGAAAAAUCGGCACCACCAAUAGUUUUCGUGUGCAGUGACUCGCUAUUAAAACUUUACAUUGGAACAAACAGUUUGGGAAUUUUUGGUAACGUCACCCACUUUUCCAUAAGAUACGCGAGAAAAGAGCAAAAUGCCAACAAUGGGACAUGGCAACUGGUGAAGCUAGGUUCAAAAAAUGGUUCUGCCACUUGGAUUGGAGACAAUCUGAGAACAGAUGAAUCAUACAACUUCCAGGUCAGAGCUGUAAACAGUCUAGGUGCGGGCCGGUGGAGUAAGACACUUUCUGCUAUAUCACGGAAUGGUGGAAAUGCGAACUUCAUUGGUAUCAUAUGUACUGCUCUUGUCCUUUUAAUUUCGUUAGUUAUCAACGCUAUCUUUUUGAUCAUCUGCUGGAUAACGCGACAUGUUCCUAAUGAUACUGAAGGCCCCGAGCAUAGCACAAGAACUGCUUCAGAAAAACACAAGUAUAGACGUGCACAGAAAAAAGUAGAAAGAGAAGUGAUCAAUAGUAAUGCCGCAGAAAGUAUCUAUGAAGAAUUGGAUAAUCCAGACGUUAACUUUUAUAUGUAGUGGAUCCUCGUUGAGGAUCCACUUCAUAAUAA